CCGAGCCCCUUGCCAGCCGCGUCUGGGCGGCGCUAGGCCCCGGCGAGGGGGGGCGGCCCCGAGCCCCAAGCCCUGGAGGCGGGAGCAGGAUGAGCCAGCCGCCGGCCGAGAAAAUGUCUGGCACGUCGGAGGUAGUGCCGUGGGACUGGGCCUUCGAGAACCGCCAGCGGCUGCUGGAGGCUCUGCUCUGGGACCCCCGCUCCCCCAUCUACGUGGAGAGCCUCCUGGAUGGCAUAACUUCCUUGUUCUUUGAUUUGGAUUUUCCUGCUCUGAGGAAAAACAAGAAUAUAGAAAAUUUCUUAAUUAGAUAUGAAAAAACUGUGACAAAAAUUAGAUGCCUACAGAUGAAGGCAGAAGAUUUUGAUGUUAUUAAAGUUAUUGGAAGAGGUGCUUUUGGUGAAGUUCAGUUGGUUCGUCAUAAAGCAUCACAAAAUGUUUAUGCCAUGAAGCUUCUUAGUAAAUUUGAAAUGAUAAAAAGAUCAGAUUCUGCUUUCUUUUGGGAAGAACGAGAUAUCAUGGCUUUUGCCAAUAGUCCCUGGAUUGUUCAGCUCUUUUGUGCCUUUCAAGAUGAUAGAUAUCUUUAUAUGGUAAUGGAAUACAUGCCUGGUGGAGACCUUGUAAAUCUUAUGAGUAACUAUGAUGUACCUGAAAAAUGGGCCAAAUUUUAUACAGCUGAAGUUGUUCUGGCUUUGGAUGCAAUACACUCCAUGGGUUUAAUACACAGAGAUGUGAAGCCCGACAACAUGCUUUUAGAUAAAAAUGGACAUCUGAAAUUAGCAGAUUUUGGCACUUGUAUGAAAAUGGAUGAAACAGGAAUGGUACGUUGUGAUACAGCAGUUGGAACACCUGAUUAUAUAUCACCUGAAGUUCUGAAGUCACAAGGUGGUGAUGGCUACUAUGGACGAGAGUGUGAUUGGUGGUCUGUGGGUGUUUUCCUUUUUGAGAUGCUUGUUGGGGACACUCCAUUUUAUGCAGAUUCACUUGUGGGAACAUAUAGUAAAAUCAUGGAUCAUAAAAAUUCACUAAAUUUUCCAGAAGAUGCAGAAAUAUCCAAGCAUGCAAAGAAUCUCAUAUGUGCUUUCUUGACUGAUAGGGAGGUGCGACUUGGGAGAAAUGGGGUAGAAGAAAUCAAACAGCACUCUUUCUUUAAAAGUGAUCAGUGGAAUUGGGAUAACAUAAGAGAAACUGCAGCUCCAGUAGUACCUGAACUCAGCAGUGACAUAGAUAGCAGCAAUUUUGAUGACAUUGAAGAUGAUAAAGGAGAUGUGGAAACCUUUCCAAUUCCUAAAGCCUUUGUGGGAAAUCAACUGCCUUUUAUAGGUUUUACCUAUUAUAGCGAAAAUUUGUUAUUAGGUGAUGCUCCUUCUUCCAGUACAGAAAAUGAUUCAGUACAAUCAAGGAAAAAUGAGCAAUCUGUACAGAUUCAAAAAAAACUAUAUUUAUUAGAAGAACACCUCAAAAAUGAGAUACAAGCCAAAGAGGAUCUGGACCAGAAGUGCAAAUUGGUUAGCACUCGACUAGAGAAGAUAACAAAAGAACUAGAAGAAGAGGUAACCUCAAGAAAGAAUGUAGAAUCUACAUUAAGACAAUUGGAAAGAGAGAAGGCUCUUCUUCAACACAAAAAUACAGAAUAUCAGCGGAAGGCAGAACAUGAAGCAGACAAAAAACGGAAUCUGGAAAAUGAUGUUAACAGUUUGAAAGAUCAGCUUGAAGAUUUGAAAAAAAGAAAUCAAAACUCUCAAAUAUCUAAUGAACAAGUCAAUCAGCUCCAAAGACAAUUGGAUGAAGCCAAUGCUUUGCUGCGAACUGAGUCUGAUACUGCAGCCAGGUUACGGAAAAACCAGACAGAAAGUUCAAAACAAAUUCAGCAGCUGGAAUCUAAUAAUAGGGAGUUACAAGACAAAAAUUGCAUGCUAGAGAAUGCUAAACUGAAACUUGAAAAGGACUUCAUCAAUCUUCAGUCAGCUCUAGAAUCAGAACGGAGAGAUAGAACCCAUGGAUCUGAGAUGAUUAAUGAUUUACAAGGUAGAAUAUCUGGUUUGGAAGAAGAUAUUAAAAAUGGUAAAAUUUCAUUAGCAAAAAUGGAAUUAGAGAAGAGACAACUACAGGAGAGAUUUACAGAUUUAGAAAAGGAAAAAAGUAAUAUGGAAAUAGACAUGACAUACAAACUGAAAGUUAUACAACAAAGCUUGGAACAGGAAGAAGCAGAACAUAAAGCUACAAAAGCACGGUUAGCAGAUAAGAAUAAGAUAUAUGAAUCUAUCGAGGAGGCUAAGUCUGAAGCUAUGAAGGAAAUGGAGAAGAAACUCCUAGAGGAAAGAACUUUAAAGCAAAAGGUGGAAAACCUUCUCUUGGAAGCCGAAAAAAGAUGUUCACUGUUAGACUGUGAUCUCAAACAGUCCCAACAGAAAGUCAACGAACUCUUAAAACAGAAGGACAAACUGAAUGAAGAUGUCAGGAAUUUGACCUUAAAAAUAGAACAAGAAACACAAAAGCGCUGCCUCACACAAAAUGACCUGAAGAUGCAAACACAACAAGUCAACACACUGAAAAUGUCUGAAAAACAAAUGAAACAAGAAAAUAAUCAUCUUAUGGAAAUCAAAAUGAGUCUGGAAAAGCAAAAUAUUGAACUUCGGAAAGAACGGCAAGAUGCAGAUGGACAAAUGAAAGAGCUCCAAGAUCAGCUUGAAGCAGAACAAUAUUUCUCAACUCUGUAUAAAACACAAGUUCGAGAGCUUAAAGAAGAAUGUCAAGAGAAGACCAAGCUUUGCAAAGAAAUGCAGCAGAAGAGCCAGGAAUUACAGGAUGAAAGGGACUCCUUGGCUGCGCAACUUGAGAUCACCUUGACAAAAGCUGAUUCAGAACAGCUAGCUCGUUCUAUUGCUGAAGAGCAGUAUUCUGAUUUGGAAAAAGAAAAGAUCAUGAAAGAGUUGGAAAUUAAAGAGAUGAUGGCGCGACACAAACAAGAACUUGCAGAAAAAGAUGCUACAAUAGCAUCUCUUGAGGAGGCUAAUAGGACACUAACUAGUGAUGUGGCUAAUCUUGCAAAUGAGAAGGAAGAACUGAAUAAUAAAGUUAAGGAAGUCCAAGAGCAAAUCUCAAGGUUGAAAGAUGAAGAAACAAAUAUAUCAGUUAUUAAAACACAAUUUGAGAAACAACUAUUAAAUGAGAGAACACUGAAAACUCAGGCUGUGAAUAAAUUGGCUGAGAUUAUGAAUCGAAAAGAACCUCCCAGGCGUGGUGCUGACACAGAUGUGAGAAGGAAAGAGAAGGAGAACAGAAAGCUGCAUAUGGAACUAAAAUCAGAACGUGAAAAAUUAACUCAGCAAAUGAUCAAAUAUCAGAAAGAAUUAAAUGAAAUGCAAGCUCAAAUAGCUGAAGAAAGCCAAAUUCGAAUUGAAUUGCAAAUGACGCUGGACAGUAAAGACAGUGAUAUUGAACAGCUUCGAUCACAACUCCAGGCCUUGCAUAUUGGCCUGGAUAGUUCCAGUAUAGGCAGUGGACCAGGAGAAGCUGAGGCAGAUGAUGGGUUCCCAGGUACAGAAUCAAGAUUAGAGGGAUGGCUUUCAUUGCCCGUACGAAACAAUACAAAGAAGUUUGGAUGGGUUAAAAAGUAUGUAAUUGUAAGCAGCAAGAAGAUUCUUUUCUAUGAUAGUGAACAAGAUAAAGAACAGUCUAAUCCCUACAUGGUGUUAGAUAUAGACAAGUUGUUCCAUGUCAGGCCAGUCACACAGACAGAUGUUUAUAGAGCUGAUUCCAAAGAGAUUCCAAGGAUAUUCCAGAUUCUGUAUGCUAAUGAAGGGGAAAGCAAAAAAGAACAAGAAUUUCCCGUGGAACCAGUUGGGGAGAAGUCAAACUGCAUCUGUCACAAAGGACAUGAAUUUAUUCCCACUCUUUAUCAUUUCCCAACUAACUGUGAAGCCUGUAUGAAGCCACUUUGGCACAUGUUUAAACCUCCACCUGCUCUUGAAUGCCGCCGCUGCCAUAUCAAAUGCCAUAAAGACCACAUGGACAAAAAGGAGGAAAUCAUAGCACCUUGCAAAGUAUACUAUGACAUUUCAUCGGCAAAGAAUCUGCUGUUAUUAGCUAAUUCUACAGAGGACCAGCAGAAGUGGGUUAGUCGGUUAAUAAAAAAGAUACCUAAGAAACCCCCAGCACCAGAUCCUUUUGCUCGAUCAUCUCCUAGAACUUCUAUGAAGGUACAGCCUAACCAAUCUAUAAGACGGCCAAGUCGACAGCUUCCUCCAAGCAAACCAAGCUAACUGCCUUCUGUGAAUGCAGUCACUAUCCAUGGUGAUCAUUUUCUGCCUGUUAUGGACAAGACUGAAAUGUCAUUUCCCCAAAUUUAUUAAAUGAAAGAAAGAAGCUAUAUUUUCCUGAGAGAUUAAGAUAUAUAU
This is a messenger RNA of Sarcophilus harrisii (Tasmanian devil), 4397 nucleotides long. RefSeq names its product Rho associated coiled-coil containing protein kinase 2 (gene ROCK2). The record is from RefSeq and is a predicted model, not a curated record. The transcript is spliced from 32 exons. Gene Ontology annotation, molecular function: Rho-dependent protein serine/threonine kinase activity; small GTPase binding; ATP binding. Lineage: Eukaryota; Metazoa; Chordata; Mammalia; Dasyuromorphia; Dasyuridae. Bases 90 to 4262 code for a protein of 1390 amino acids. Gene Ontology annotation, biological process: regulation of actin cytoskeleton organization; peptidyl-threonine phosphorylation; regulation of cell junction assembly. Gene Ontology annotation, cellular component: cytoplasm; centrosome; cytoskeleton.